Messenger RNA from Crotalus tigris (Tiger rattlesnake), 3327 nucleotides. RefSeq names its product deuterosome assembly protein 1 (gene DEUP1). The transcript has 13 exons. Bases 146 to 2014 code for a protein of 622 amino acids. Gene Ontology annotation, cellular component: centriole; deuterosome. NCBI's taxonomy places the organism in Eukaryota, Metazoa, Chordata, Lepidosauria, Squamata, Viperidae. Gene Ontology annotation, biological process: centriole replication; de novo centriole assembly involved in multi-ciliated epithelial cell differentiation. The record is from RefSeq and is a predicted model, not a curated record.
GGGGGCGUGGCCACAAAAGGCGGCAGCCGCGGCGGGAGGGCGGCCGAGAUGCGAGGCGUCUUCCCCACCUGCGUGACGAGAGCCGCGGGGAUCCGCAGGUGGAUGGGAGAGUCCUGAGAACCCUCCAGAUCUGACCAAGGCCAAGAUGGAGAAGACCUUAGAAGGACUGCAAGAACAAAUGAUGGCUAGAUCUGUCCCUGGUGAUGCUGAACUUCAAGAACUGAUGCACCAGAUUGAUAUAAUGGUAAACAAGAAGAAACUGGAAUGGGAAAAGAAGCUGCAGGGAUUGGAAGCAAGAAUGACUAUCCGGGAUCAAGAGUUAGCAAAUGCCCAAAGCAAAUUAGAUCAGAAAGGUCAAGAGGUGGGCUUACUCAGACAGAAACUGGACAGCUUGCAAAAGUCAAAAUAUGAGAUGGCUCAGAAUUACGACGCACAGCUUCAAGCCUUGAAAACUCAAUUUGCUAAGCUGACACAAAGCUAUGAAAAGCUACAGUUGCACCAAUUAAAGCAAAAUAAAACUCGCAACAUGGAGAAAUGCACAGAAAACCAAGAAGCACCUUUCCAGAUGAACAGUUUAAACCAGAAAUUGGAGGAAUUUAGAGCAAAAUCAAGCGAGUGGGAUAAGCAGGAAACACUGUAUCAAAAUCAUUUGGUUUCUUUAGAUGCUCAGCGAAAAUUAUUGUCUGAGAAAUGCAAUCUGUUCCAGAAACAAGCUCAAAAUUGUAAAAUCCAAAUACACUGUCAAAAGCUGACGCAAAAUGAUGGGGAUACCUCCAGCCAGUACAGAAAUGAGCCACUUGGUGUCCAGAACGGUGCUUUUACCGAGCCCGCUGAUAGGAACAAAUUCUUUAUGGAAAAACUUGAAUCAACUGUGAGCGAAAUAGCGGUGAGCAGAAACAAACUACAAGAGGAAAAUUUAAAGCUCCAACAGGAAGUAAAAAUGUACCAAAGAAAAUGCCAGAACACUGAAGCCAGACUCAUAGAAGUGAGGAACGAACUGCAGUCUCGUGAAGACCUCUUAAAUAUGGUGGAACUGGAAUGCCAGCAGUUGCGAAAGGAAGUGGCCAAAAUCGAAGAGUAUAAAAACAAAGAAGAAAACCAAGUGAAGCUUCAGUCAGCUUAUGCACAGUGCAUCAAGGAUCUGGAAAUAAAGAAAACUCAGAUACUUAUUCUGGAAAAGCAGCAAGACAAUCUACAAAAAGAGCUAAAUGAGAUAAAGGACCAACGUUCUCGGGAAGAGCAAUCCCAUUGCUCUGAGGUGGAGAGACUGAGGAUGGAAAACUCUAGCUUAACAGAGGAGCUUCAUCAGAAGGAAAUUACUAUAGCAACUAUCAUGAAAAACGCUGCAGUGCUGGAAAAGCAGACAGUGGAUUUAUCAAAGAAAGAGCACAAAACCUGUUUGGAUCCUGCUGAUAUGCUGGAGUAUAAGAAUGGAAGGUUACACAAAGAAUUCCUUAAAUUGCCGAGAGACACAGACAUGCCUUCCUUGGUGAAUGCCAUUGCAUACUUUGGAGCAAACCACGCCAAGCCGGCCUCUCUUAAAAUGCAGGCAAAGGAAGAGAAGUCCGUGCAGAAUUCAGCCCAGUCUGCAUUAUAUGAACACUGGGGAUGCUGCCGAACAUGUGUUCCUGGCUGGCAUGGCCUACAGGAUGUUAUAACUCUUGGAAGCAAUGGCACCUCACCUCCUGAAAGAUCAAGCAGAGUUCGUGAACCUGUAGCAGAUGGUAGAUCUCCAUCCCCACUGGAGGUGCUCUCACCAUUUUACUGCACUUCCUUUCCUGAAAGGAAUAAAUCUGAUAUAUUGCUGAACCAGGUCUACAUUAUGGAAGAAAGACAUAUGCCUUCCCCAGAGACUUUGUUCCCGGCCGCUGCAGCAGAGAAAUUCCUACAGGAGGAAGAGAGGCGAGCAAAAGACUUUGAACAGAUUUUAAACUCUCACAUUGAAGAACUGCAAAGGCAAUCAUCAAACACCAUAAAGAACUAUGCCACUCUCAAGCAAACACACCUCAGAUGAACCUUUAAAAAAAAGAAAAACCCUUAAAUUGUACAGAUAAUCCCUGCACCAAUCAUCAAUUACCAUUUAAAAAAAAAACUUUAGUCAAAGAAAUUUUUGUAAUGUGAGAUUUUAUAUCGUUUCUCUAUGGAUUUCAUUUCAGCCAUGAAUUUGGAAGAUCGUGUAUCAAAAGGUCUAAAAAAAAAUCUGGAAAUUAAAUAUGAAUACUUUUUUAAUUUUUAGUGCGAUCCAAAUUCUGUUUCUUAUUUGAAAUGCUGCAUCCAAAAUGUUCUAUGACACUAAUUCAAAGUGGUUGCAAUGCUAGGAACAAAAUUCACACUGAGGUGUCUCAUCAAAACAAGAAACAGUUUCAGGUAUUUAUCUAUGAGUAACCAUAGGGAUUUAGAACACCCUCUAGGGAGGCAUAAAUCUGGGUGACCGCUAGAUGGUGCCAAAGCAGUGCAGAAAAUCUAUUUUGCUACAGUCCACUGAUUAAUUAUAUUUUUGCAGCCCAGAUGCAGUAACAUUAGCUUUAGCCUUCUUUUAAUUCAGGUACAAAAAUAAUUUUCCCUGGAAAAAAUCUAACUAAAUAAACUGAGGGGGGGGGGAAUAAACUAUAGGUUGAUUCUAUGUUUCUGUUUUUCAAAUGAGAUGCAGACCCUUCAAAACGAUUAUCUCUUUCAGGGCAGGAGGGAUAAAAUAGGAAAUUUUACUUGAUUCAUUAAGGUAAGGUGACCAACCGUCCUCCUUUAGGGAGGACAGUCCUUGUAAGUUCUGUCCUCUCUUGAAAGAUGUCCUCCUACAUGUCCUCCUUUUUGAUAUUUGAAGACUAAUCUGUAAAUCUCUGUAUUCGAUUGAUGCCGAUCCGAUCCAUUGCGUGUGAUGUGACAUAUUUAUAUUUGACAUGACGAUUCGUCAAGGCUUGGUACAAUGUGGCUAGACGCAAUUAUGAGACACAUGCGCUCCGCACAGGAGAAUUGUUUUGAGAGAGUGUGCCGCGCGCAAGUGGCUUUGUUUACUUCUUAUCGAAACACGACAUGGCAUACACGCAUGCAUUAGACUCACUUUUUUUUCUUCAAUUUAUUUGCGUCCUCCUUCUCAUUGUAAAAAAGUUGGUCACCUUAAUUAAGGAGAUUGCUUUAACAAAUGUUUUAAUGAAUCUUUUCUAGAUCUAUAUUGACUAUUAUACCUAUAGAUAAUUGCUCACUUUGGAGGAGUUGGGGGGCCAUAUCAAUGCAAUGAACGAAUGUCUAUGUCAGGGGUAGGCAACCUUGGCUCUUUUAUGACUUGUGGACUUCAACUCCCAGAAUUCCUGAGUCAGCAUGGCUUAGCUU